Penicillium maclennaniae is the source of this 1053-nucleotide messenger RNA. RefSeq lists its product as uncharacterized. Bases 1 to 1053 code for a protein of 350 amino acids. The record is from RefSeq and is a predicted model, not a curated record. Lineage: Eukaryota; Fungi; Ascomycota; Eurotiomycetes; Eurotiales; Aspergillaceae. The transcript is spliced from 3 exons.
AUGCCGGGCAUCUACUUUACCUUAUCUGCUGCGGUUCUCGCGGGCUUUGCGAGCGUGGCUCAAGCCCAGACCAACAUUACAACUAAUGCUUGUGCGGACGGGUCAAGCUACUCCUCCUGCAAUCGCAAUGUCGGCGACAAAUGGAGCUCUUGUGUCCGCGACUGCGGCGGUGAUGGUAACUGCAUUGUCGACUGCGGUUGUACCGCACACCAGCAGUAUAUCAACUGUAUGGCUGAGUCCUGCUGGAACCAAGUCUACUCUUGCGAGUACCAACUCUUCGUGCAACAGUACUUCGCAGUCUGCCCUAGCGCAGUCGAACCGAUCCCCUUCUGGCCUGCACCGGACAACGCGCCGAACCGAUGCUCUUGCGAUUUGGGCAAAGUGCUCCAAAACACUCUCACAGCACGCAAGGAGCAGAUGACUUGCAUGAAGAACGUCACCGACCAAACAAUUAGCGAAGCAAACAAUGGCAACCUUGCAAACCUGGGCAACGGUCUCAACAUCGCGAAUCAAGCUACCGAAUGUGCAUGCUGCGGUGCCAGUGCCAGUUACUCUGCUGCCUGGGAAGUCUGUCCUGACACAGUCCCCACCCUUGCUGGCGCAGACCUUUGGGGUGUCUUCUUCCCCGACGACCUGUCUAACCUGUACAACUCGAUUCCCAACUGGGCCUGGAACUCCUGCGACUCGACACUGGACAACCUGCAAUGCCAGGACAUUGGCUUUACUGAAUCAUCUGAUAAAUUCUACAAGCCCGGUGACUUCCCCAAGAACGGAUCCUCAACUCUGCAUAAUGUUGCUGGCACUGUUACGGCUCCUCCAAGUGGCACUGUUCUCACCUGGUCUCAAUCCUCGACCAGCUGGACUGUCACUGCAACUGGAUACGAUGCCAAGGCUGUUGCUAGCCAAAGCGAAUACCGAGCAACUGCUACCGGCACUAACACUGACUUCCCCCAGCAGACGGGUGUGAACAAUGUUAAUGGUGCGGGUCAUGUGCGCCCUGUUGGCGGUGCUGUUGCUGCGCUUGGAUUCGUGGGUGUCUUGAUGGCGCUUUAG